AUGGGCAGAAUUACAGUUGCAUUGAUUGUUAGCUCAUGGGUCAUACCCAUUUCCAUUCUUGUCAAUUCAAUUGUUCCUGAACCCUACAUGGAUGAGAUCUUUCAUGUUCCUCAAGUCCAACAAUAUUGUGUAGGCAAUUUUAAAAGUUGGGAUCCUAUGAUAACCACUCCUCCUGGAUUGUACUUCAUUUCACUCACAUAUAUUGCUUCUUUAUUUCCUGGCAUCUUAUUUAUACAACCACUCUCAAAUUUUAUAAACUCCUGUUCAAUAUCAAUUCUUCGGUCAACCAAUGGUCUUCUAGCUGUAAUUUGCAGCAUUUUGGUUCAUGAUAUAAUAAAAUCUUUAAAUCCAUCACUUGAUGACAAAAAAGCAACUCUGUAUGCAGUUAUUCUAGCCUUAUAUCCCCUUCAUUGGUUCUUCAGUUUUCUUUAUUAUACAGAUGUAGCUUCACUCACAGUAGUUCUUGCUAUGUAUCUUAUGUGUCUCAAGAAGAACUACAUCUCCAGUGCUUUGCUUGGAGCUAUUUCUGUAGUUAUAAGACAAACAAAUAUUAUUUGGAUGCUAUUUGUUGCAUGUUCUGGAAUUCUAAAUCUUAUUGAAGCUAAAAAGAAACAUGAAAAGAAUUUGUUAUCAGAGCCCCAAUUUGGUCAUUUUGCUUCCAGUAGUAGUGUUAAAGUCAACUCUAAUCUGAAAAGGAGAAGAUCUGGUAAUGCUAUUCACACUUCAACACAUUCCAUCCAUGGAAAAAGUCUUCAUCAGUCAACAGGUUUAUUUAGUGAGAUUUGGAGCAUAUUAUUAGCAGCUUGGCAUCUAAAGUUUGAGCUUUUUGUCUCUUUUAGCCCUUUUUUUGCAUUGUUGCUUGCUUUUGCUGCAUUUGUUGUUUGGAAUGGCAGUAUAGUUCUUGGGGCAAAAGAAGCUCAUUCAGUUUCUCCACAUUUUGCUCAAUUAUUCUACUAUGGUUUAGUUUCAUCUUGUUUUAUGGCUCCUAUACACUUUACAACAACUCAAGUUGCAAUUUUGGCAAACUCUUUUUGGAAGAAUAAACCUUUUAGUUUCCUACUUUGCUUUUUUGCUUCCAUAAUUACCUUUCUAUCCAUUCACUAUUUCAGCAUAGCUCACCUUUAUUUACUUGCUGAUAAUCGGCAUUAUCCGUUUUAUCUAUGGAGGAAAAUUAUAAAUUCUCAUUGGUCAACAAGAUACCUUCUCAUUCCCUUAUAUCUUUACUCAUGGACUUCUAUCUUUACUCUAUUAGGAAAAGUUGAGAAGAAAGUAUGGGUGUUGGUUUAUUUCUUGGCUUCAGCCACGUGUCUAAUUCCUACUCCAUUGAUAGAAUUCAGAUACUACACAAUACCUUUCUUUUUCUUGAUACUUCAUUGUCGUAUCACUAAUGAUAGAUUGUGGUUACUUAUGGGAUUAAUAUAUACAUCCAUCAAUGUUUUCACUAUGACAAUGUUCUUGUUUCGACCCUUUCGUUGGGAUCAUCAACAUGGUAUUCAAAGAUUCAUAUGGUAGAUCAUUGUUGAGAGUGAGAUUUGUUUUUCAUUUUUUUGAUAGUUUUAUAUCAAGUUUUGUAAUAUGGAUAUUGUAAAUAUUUUUAUUAGAAUAUUAUUCGGUUAAUGAUUUGUAGGUGUACGAGAACGU
Messenger RNA from Lactuca virosa, 1641 nucleotides. NCBI's taxonomy places the organism in Eukaryota, Viridiplantae, Streptophyta, Magnoliopsida, Asterales, Asteraceae. The record is from the annotation of a GenBank genome assembly.